This is a messenger RNA of Myotis davidii, 804 nucleotides long. RefSeq names its product RING finger protein 113A. NCBI's taxonomy places the organism in Eukaryota, Metazoa, Chordata, Mammalia, Chiroptera, Vespertilionidae. The annotation marks the transcript as partial. The record is from RefSeq and is a predicted model, not a curated record. Gene Ontology annotation, cellular component: U2-type spliceosomal complex. The transcript has a single exon. Gene Ontology annotation, biological process: snoRNA splicing. Gene Ontology annotation, molecular function: metal ion binding.
AGCAGCAGCAGCGACGAAGGCAGCACUGUGGUUCGCCGUGAAAAGAAACGGGCGCCCCACAAUCCGAUGAUACAGAAGACCCGUGGCAGUGGUAAACAGAAGGUGGUUUACUGUGAAUUGAGUAGCGAGGAGGAGGAGGGGGAUGGGAAGGGGAAUGAGGCUGAGACUCUCCGUGUGGUCUACAAGUCCACCCGCUCGGCGAAACCCGUGGGGCCAGAGGAUAUGGGGGCGACUGCUGUCUACGAGCUAGACACAGAAAAGGAGCGUGACGCACAAGCCAUCUUUGAGCGCAGCCAAAAGAUCCAGGAGGAGCUGAGAGGCAAGGAAGAUGACAAGAUCUAUCGGGGAAUCAAUAACUAUCAGAAAUACAUGAAACCCAAGGAUACAUCUAUGGGCAAUGCUUCCUCCGGAAUGGUGCGGAAGGGCCCCAUCCGAGCUCCCGAGCAUCUACGUGCCACCGUGCGCUGGGAUUACCAGCCCGACAUUUGUAAGGACUAUAAGGAGACUGGCUUUUGCGGCUUCGGAGACAGCUGCAAAUUCCUCCAUGACCGAUCAGAUUACAAGCAUGGGUGGCAGAUCGAACGUGAGCUUGAUGAGGGUCGGUAUGGUGUCCAUGAAGAUGAAAAUUAUGAAGUGGGAAGCGAUAGUGAGGAAAUACCAUUCAAGUGUUUCAUCUGUCGCCAUUCCUUCCAAAACCCAGUCGUCACCAAGUGCAGGCAUUAUUUCUGCGAGAGCUGUGCACUGCAGCAUUUCCGCACGACGCCGCGCUGCUACAUUUGUGACCGGCAGACCAAUGGCGUCUUC